Olea europaea var. sylvestris is the source of this 645-nucleotide messenger RNA. RefSeq lists its product as uncharacterized. Gene Ontology annotation, molecular function: zinc ion binding. Lineage: Eukaryota; Viridiplantae; Streptophyta; Magnoliopsida; Lamiales; Oleaceae. Bases 1 to 645 code for a protein of 214 amino acids. The record is from RefSeq and is a predicted model, not a curated record. The transcript has a single exon.
AUGAAGAGAAUUGUAGCCCGUAGGGAGGCAACUGUUAGAUGGACAUCAUUCGUAGGCCCUAGAAUCCAGAAGAUUCUCGAAAAGAACAGUAAGCUGUCAAGGUUUGAAUGGGAUGAAUAUGCGGGGAAUGAGAAGUUCCAAGUUCGACACAAUGCAGGCAUUAUAGUACAUUCUGUUGACCUCAGGGCAAGGACUUGUACAUGUCGUGGGUGGCAGUUAUCCGGAAUCCCUUGUUGCCACGUGAUUGCCUUGUUGGUAUCAAGAGGCCUUAAUGUUGUUGAUUAUGUACAUGCCGUCUACAAAAAGGAUUGUUAUUUGAUCACGUAUACGCCUUCAAUUUCCCCAAUCACAGGACCAGACUCAUGGCCUAGUCCAGGUCUCAACCUACUUAGGCCACCUGCAUACACAAAGAAGGUCUGGAGGCCAAAAAAGAAUAGAAGAAAACAAAAGAAUGAGGUGGAAUCUUCUAGUCAGGCAAAGAAGUCUAGAAUGUCUUCGCAAAAUGAAACCCCUUCAGAGACAACUUUAGCAGGCAUAUCUGGUGCAAAGAAAAGAGCAGGCCAAACUCAGAGCUAUCGAAAAUGUGGAGAAUCAGGGUACAACAGUAGGAGCUGCAAAGGGGCACCACCACCAACAAGGAAUUAG